This is a messenger RNA of Penicillium mononematosum, 972 nucleotides long. RefSeq names its product putative oxidoreductase, short-chain dehydrogenase/reductase family. The transcript has 4 exons. The record is from RefSeq and is a predicted model, not a curated record. The coding region runs from base 1 to 972 and encodes 323 amino acids. NCBI's taxonomy places the organism in Eukaryota, Fungi, Ascomycota, Eurotiomycetes, Eurotiales, Aspergillaceae.
AUGCCGGGCUUGUCCACGAAUGCAAACCAGGACAUCUCCCAACCCAUCAACCUAAACCAGAUAGAAUCCAGCACAAUGGACAGUACCUUCAAUGACCAGACACAGGGGACGGACGUGACGAAAACGUUCCCAGACCGGGUGAAGCAAAAAACAUGUACCACACCCCCAACGACCCCAUAUUAUCAAACUAACCAUCUUGCCACAACAGUCCUAAUAUCCGGCCUCAAACGAGGCGAUCUCGCUGCAGCAACUGCUGACGCCCUUGCGCACGGCGGGGCAGGAACCAUAAUCUACACGGGCCGUUCACAGUCCGAGCUCCAGCCUGUGGUCGACCAUAUCAACCGGAAAUACAAAACGGUCAAGAUGAUCUUUGUGACGGCUGACCCUGGCAGCCUGGCUUCCUUCCACAAGGCAGCGCAUACUAUUAAAGAGUUGGGCGUGUCCAUUGAUGGUUUCGUUGGAUUUCCCGAGGUCAUGGCUGUACCGUGGGAGCUCACGGAGGACGGGCUCGAGUCUCAUUUCCAGAAGAACUACCUGUGUUAUUUCCUGCUGCUGAAUCUGCUGUGUGAUAUUAUGAAGCCAGGGUCGAGGGUUGUUCUGGUUACGUCUAGUUUGCGGAAUGAGGCGCCUGCGCCGUCGUGGGAUGAUUUGGGGUUUGAGAAUGGAGAAAAUUACCAUUCUCUCGAUGGAUAUUCGCAGUCGAUGCUCGCGAUCGUCUUGUUUAUCAAGUCUAUAGCGAAGAAGUACAGCGGAUCUAUCGUUGCCUUUUCUGCAAAUCCAGGAAAUACCAAAACCAACGUCCAGACGUACGUUUCAUUUGAUGAGAUCAAAUCCUGGCUGCAGCGGAAGAAAGAAGCCGGCGAAGACAUACCGGUCCUUUUACAACAAGCACCGAAAUCUCUUGGUCAGGGUAGCGCCACGGUGCUGCGCGGAUUGCUCGAUCCGGAGCUUGAAGGUAAGAUACCGCGAUAA